This is a messenger RNA of Lampris incognitus (smalleye Pacific opah), 2858 nucleotides long. It is a transcript of the gene sh3kbp1, whose product is annotated as SH3-domain kinase binding protein 1. The transcript has 19 exons. Gene Ontology annotation, molecular function: protein binding. Lineage: Eukaryota; Metazoa; Chordata; Actinopteri; Lampriformes; Lampridae. The coding region runs from base 134 to 2005 and encodes 623 amino acids. The record is from RefSeq and is a predicted model, not a curated record.
AGCGGAUCUCUGGUGCGAGCAGCUCGGCUUCGUUCUGGUUUAAACCCCGCUGGCUGGAUAGACACGGAAUCCCCGCCUUCACCUCCUACAGACAGUCUUUUUAGGAGCACCGCUGGCGCACAUAGAGGUAUAAAUGGUGGAGGCCGUGGUGGAGUUUGACUAUGAGGCUCAGCAGGACGAUGAGUUGAGUCUGACUGUGGGCGACAUCAUUGUGAACAUACGCAGGGAGGAGGGGGGUUGGUGGGAGGGGGAGCUGGGCGGACGCAGAGGCCUGUUCCCGGACAACUUCGUCAGGGAGAUAAAAAAGGAAGGGAAGAGAGAUGGAGGACAAACAAACACUCUUAAAUCUGACCUCUCUAAUGGCAGCGCAAGUCCUUUGUCAGAGCAGAGCCUGCGACCGGCUAAGAAAGGUGAGCAGAUCCGUAAGCGGAGGUGUAAAGCAUCCUUCAGCUACAUGCCUCAGAACGAGGAUGAGCUGGAGCUCAAGAUCGGUGACAUCAUCGAGGUCAUUGCUGAGGUGGAAGAGGGCUGGUGGGAGGGGGUCCUGAAUGGGAAGACUGGAAUGUUUCCCUCCAACUUCACCAAGGAGAUCCUGCCGGAGGCUGACAGGCCGUCUUUAGACACGCCCACCACACAAGAGGAGCUCCGCAGCAAACGCACCAGUAAGGAAAGCCCAGGAAGUGAGAGUGAUGGAGGGGAUAGCAGGUCUGACAUGGGGUCAGGGGAGAUCCAGCCCAAGAAGGUUCGAGGGUUUGGUUUUGGGGACAUCUUCAAAGACCAGCCCAUCAAGCUCAGGCCUCGCUCCAUGGAAGUGGACACAGAUGGAGAAAAGGCGAACGUGGGGAAAGCAGCUGCCGUUGUCCCGGAGACCAUGAAGGCGGAGCCAGACAGCAAAAUGAAAGGACGGGAGCAGUGUAAGGUCCUCUUUCCAUAUGAAGCACAGAAUGACGACGAACUGUCAAUCAAAGAAGGGGAAAUCGUCACCAUUGUUAACAAGGAGUGUGCGGAUGCAGGCUGGUGGAUGGGGGAGAUUGGGGGCAGACAGGGCGUCUUCCCCGAUAAUUUCGUUAAGAUAAUAGUUCCUGAAGUGGAGAAAGAGAGACCAAAGAAACCACCGCCUCCCAAUGCACCUUCAGCUAAACACACCGCAGAGAAAAAGUCGGAGGUUAAGAAGGUUCCCCCGGAGCGUCCAGAGUACCUGCCCCAGAAGGACCAGGACCGAGGUGAGGAGAUGAAGGUUGGAGACAUCCCUAAACCUGCCCUCCCAUCUGUCCCUCCCAAGAAACCUUUUCCCCCAAAGACAACCUCCUCCUCCCCUUCCUCACAACCCCCAAGACGCCCCGAGAGACCACCUGCUCUAGUGAGUGAAAGCCCUAAAUCUGAGGGCGGGGCUUCGACACCAGACUCUGCCUCUGACAGGUCACAUGACACUGAUAUAGAUUUGGAUGUGGUGGUCUCAUCAGCAGAGAGGUUGAAUCAUCCAACGGCGUCACGACCAAGAGUCACAGAUCGCCGACCACGCUCCCAGAUUAUCACACCGUCAUCCUUGACCAGUCCUGAGCUCCUUGACUCCCUCGUGGUGGAGGAAGAGAGGAGAGAGAAAGAGAAGGAGAGACGGAAGGAGGAGCAAGAGUCGCUCCCUUCCAGAUCCGUGGAAGUUUGUCGCAGGAAGGGAGUCCCCGCCAUAUCUUUACCUGACAGUAAGUCGCCGUUGCCCCCAAAACCCACGGUUCUGCCCCCGCCCAACAGCCCUGGUCAUCGUCCUGCUUCGCCCUCCUCUUCUGCACUUAGCCCCUCCCCAGAGCUCCGAGCUUCACCCCUGACACCACCCACCCUGGACGAACUCAGAAACCAGCUCCGAGACCUGAGAGCCACCAUAGAAUUGCUUAAAAAACAGCACAGACUGGAGAUGAAGCAGCUGGCCAGUGAGCUGGACGAGGAGAAGAGGAUUCGCAUCAGUUUACAGAUCGAAGUGGAGCACAUAAAGAAGAACCUGUCCAAAUGACUCCUAAGACGCUAUUUUUGGCACACCCUGAUGACAUCACCACAUCAGAGGCCUGUAUUUGAAGACCUUAUCCGAUGGCCCAGACCCUCAGCCAAACAAGUUUUAAGUUAUUUGUGCCAAAUAACAACGGCAUCAACGAGAACACAGCACCAUGGAAGCAACCAUCUCCCCCGAUUCAGCCUUACUCCCUGCUGAAUUCGGCCAUUUUUGUUGUUUUGUUUUUGCUCUUUUUUUUUUAAGGCUUGUCUUUUUGUUUACUGCUAUCUAUCUGGAGCUCACUGUGCCACCGGUACUCACCUGGGCUGUCGCUGUGCGUCGCCACGGUUACAGAAGGAGGACACAGAGCUGAUGGUUGACCCAACAACCGCACCGGUACUGUUCUUUCUAAGUGUGAAGAAAACUUCAGUUGCCAACCUUGUAAGCCUGGUUGGUUCAAAUGACCUCUGUGCUGUUCUGGGUCCACGCUGCGGCCUGCGUGUCUUAUCUAUGUGUGUGUGUGUGUGUGUGUGUGUGUGUGUGUCUGUGUGUGUGUGUGUGUGUGUGUGCUGGAGCACAUGACCGUUGGCCUCCCUUCCUCACGUGCACAGUAUCUAUGACAACCUGUCACUGUGGCCUUCCUGUUUUUCACUCCAAAUUCUUCUUUCUUUCUUUCUUUCUUUCUGUCCUAUGACAAAGAGAAAACUACUAAGACUAAGGCCACAAGUUGUUUUCUUGACUUGGUCUUUUCUCUCCAGGAUAGUGAAAUAUAUAAAUAUAUAUAUAUAUAUCUACUUUUAUAUUUCGGUGUUAUAAAGAUGCUAUUAUGUACUGUAUGUGUGCAGAUUUUAAUAAAAAAAAGAAAGAAAAAAAACAU